Vidua chalybeata is the source of this 9832-nucleotide messenger RNA. RefSeq names its product mucin 5B, oligomeric mucus/gel-forming (gene MUC5B). Gene Ontology annotation, molecular function: protein binding. Gene Ontology annotation, cellular component: extracellular matrix. The transcript is spliced from 39 exons. The record is from RefSeq and is a predicted model, not a curated record. NCBI's taxonomy places the organism in Eukaryota, Metazoa, Chordata, Aves, Passeriformes, Viduidae.
AUGGCCUUUGUAUUGUCCCUCAGAGGUACCUCCUUGUACCCAGCUGUAAAGCAAAUCUAGAUCCUCACAGCUGCUAAUCCUGCUCACAAUGGCCGUGUGUGCAGCACAUGGGGCAACUUCCACUUCAAGACCUUCGAUGGGGACAUAUUCACCUUCCCUGGGCUCUGUAAUUACGUUUUUGCCUCCCACUGCAACGCUCCCUAUGAGGAUUUCAACAUCCAGAUUAGGCGUGAAGUGGUGGCAAACAUUCCGACAAUCAACCGCAUCACCAUGAAACUCGAAGGUGUCGUUGCCGAACUAACAAAAGAUGCUGUCCUGGUCGAUGGCAACAGAGUUCAACUGCCAUAUAGUCAAUCUGGUAUUACAAUAGAGAAGAGCAGCAUUUAUGUGAAAGUUGGCAGCAAAAUCGGUGCUGUGUUAUUGUGGAAUGAAAAGGACAGCAUUCUGCUGGAAUUGAAUGAGAAAUAUGCCAAUCAGACUUGUGGACUUUGUGGUGACUUCAACGGCUUUCCCAUAUACAAUGAGUUCAUUUCAAACAAUAUUAAGAUGACAGCCUUGCAGUUUGGGAACAUGCAGAAAAUGGAUGGGCCAACAGAACACUGUGAAGACUCCACUUCUACCCCAACAUAUAACUGCUCUGAUAAUCUUGAUGACAUAUGCGAGAAAACUUUGACCAGCUCUGCAUUUGCAGAGUGUAAUGACCUAGUUGAUGUUAAAGAUUACAUUAAGACCUGCCAAGAUGACUUGUGCCGCUCUGCAGAAUCUAAAAACAGCUCAUGCAUCUGUGACACCUUUGCUGAGUACUCCCGGCAGUGUGCUCAUGCUGGUGGGCAGCCCCUGGACUGGAGAACUUCAAAACUGUGCCCCAAGAAGUGUCCUUACAACAUGCAGUACCAGGAGUGCAACUCCCCCUGUGCUGAUACGUGCACGAAUCCUGAACGAUCUCUGUUUUGUGAAGAACACUGUAUUGAUGGCUGUUUCUGCCCCCCAGGGUCUGUAUUUGAUGACAUCAACAAUUCUGGCUGCAUUCCCCAGCAGGAGUGCUCCUGUAUUUACAAUGGCAAAACCUAUGCUACAGGAGCUUCUUUUUCAGAGCCAUGCCAGACCUGUACCUGUAAUGGAGGCCAGUGGAGCUGCCAAGAUAAGUCCUGCCCAGGAACAUGCUCUGCAGUGGGAGGUUCCCACAUUUCCACAUAUGAUAAGAAGUACUAUGAUCACCACGGAGACUGCACCUAUGUCCUCUCUAAGGACUGUAAAGAUGAGAAAUUUACCAUCCUGGCAGAACUACGCAAGUGUGGCCUAACUGACACUGAGACCUGCCUAAAGUCAGUGACCCUCAACAUGAAUAAAGGACAAACUAUCGUGGAUGUCAAACCUGAUGGGGGUGUGUUUGUGAACUCCAUCUACACCCAGCUGCCCAUGUCAGCAGCUAAUGUCACCAUGUUCAGACCUUCCUCAUUCUUCAUGAUCAUGGACACAAGCUUUGGCGUCCAGGUUGAAGUGCAGUUCACACCCAUGAUGCAAGUGUUUGUGCGUCUGGAUGCUUCUUUCAAAAACCAGACUUGUGGUCUCUGUGGAAAUUUCAAUAACAUCCAAACCGAUGACUUCAAGGUCAUAAGUGGAAUAAUUGAAGGAACAGCAUCAGCGUUUGCCAAUACGUGGAAAACUCAGGCUUCAUGCCCUAAUAUCCAGCAGAGUUUUGAGAAUCCUUGUGCACUCAGCAUUGAUAAUGAAAAAUACGCUCAGCAUUGGUGUGGACUACUCACUGACAGCACAGGACCUUUUGCUGCUUGUCACUAUGCAGUGAAUCCCGCUGUUUACCACACGAACUGCAUGUUUGACACAUGUAACUGUGAAAAUAGUGAGGACUGUUUGUGUGCAGCUCUGUCUGCCUAUGUGAGAGCUUGUGCUGCAAAAGGAAUCCAGCUGCAGGGAUGGAGGACUGAUGUCUGCACAAAAUACACCACCUCAUGUCCCAAAUCCCUGAGCUACAGCUAUACCAUCUCUUCCUGUCAACCCACCUGCCGCUCUCUGAGUGAGCCUGAUGUCACAUGCAACAUUAAGUUUGUACCAGUUGAUGGCUGCACCUGUGUAAAUGGAACCUACAUGGAUGAGAGUGGCAAAUGUGUGCCUGCUAAUGAAUGCCCCUGCUACUACAAAGGAUCUCCUAUACCAUUUGGAGAAGUGGUCCGUGAAAAUGGGCGUGUAUGCACUUGUGUCCAGGGAAGACUGAAUUGCAUUGGAGCACCAAAUCCAACUUCAGUCUGUGAAUCUCCCAUGGUCUACUUUGACUGUACAAACAACACGGCAGGAACAACUGGAGCAGAAUGUCAAAAAAGUUGCCAGACUCUGGAUAUGCAAUGUUAUACCUCACAAUGUACAUCUGGUUGCAUAUGCCCAGAUGGACUUGUGUUAGAUGGGAAUGGGGGUUGUAUUCCUGAAGAGGACUGUCCAUGUAUUCACAACGAAGCCAUGUAUCAGCCUGGGGAAACAAUCAUCUUUGACUGUAACACCUGUGUAUGCAAGAAUAGGAAGUGGGAAUGUACCAAAGAUCAAUGUCGGGGCACUUGUGCUGUUUAUGGAGAUGGUCAUUAUAAUACCUUUGAUGACAAAAGGUUCAGUUUCAAUGGAAACUGUGAAUACACACUAGUCCAGGACCACUGUGGGAAAAGUGGCUCAAUCAAUGGGACCUUCAGGGUUGCCACUGAAAAUGUUCCCUGUGGCAACACUGGGACAACUUGCUCAAAAUCUAUCAAAGUUUUCUUAGAGAGCUAUGAACUGAUCCUUGGUGAAGAGCGUGUCAGCAUCGUAAAGAGAGGACAGAGUGACGAGAUGCCAUACACAGUCCGCUCUAUGGGGAUGUACCUGGUAAUUGAGACCAAAAGUGGACUGAUCCUCAUGUGGGACAAGAAAACCAGCAUCUUCAUCAAGCUCAGCCCUGGUUUCAAGGGCCAGGUCUGUGGUCUCUGUGGAAAUUAUGAUGGUAACAGCAUCAAUGACUUCACUACAAGGAGUCAAUCUGUAGUAGAGAAUGUCCUAGAGUUUGGAAACAGCUGGAAAGCAUCCUCUACAUGCCCUGAUGCUGCCAGUGUCAAGGACCCAUGUUCUACCAACCCUUAUCGGAAGUCCUGGUCAGAGAAGCAGUGUAGCAUCAUCAACAGCAAUGUCUUUGCUGCCUGUCACUCUCAGGUUGAACCAGCAAAAUAUUACCAAGCAUGUGUGACAGAUGCUUGUGCCUGUGACACUGGAGGAGACUGUGAUUGCUUUUGUACAGCAGUAGCUGCCUAUGCUCAAGCAUGUAGUGAAGCUGGUAUAUGCAUAGCCUGGAGAAGCCCAACAAUUUGUCCACUGUUCUGUGAUUACUACAAUCAGCAAGGGGAAUGUGAAUGGCACUAUAAGCCUUGUGGCGCUUCCUGUAUGAAGACCUGUAAGAACCCAAGUGGAAAAUGCCUCAAUGACCUGCCAGGUUUAGAAGGUUGCUACCCUAACUGCCCACCAGACAAGCCAUAUUUUCAUGAGGAUCAGAUGAAGUGUGUUAGUCUCUGUGACUGUUAUGAUGAUGAAGAUGGAAAGAUACAUAAGUGGGAUGAAUGUAAUAUAUGUGAAUGCACAUCAGAAGGUUUACAGUGCAAGUUUGAUGAUAAAGCCUGCAACUGCAUUUAUGAAGGGAAUAGCUAUAAAUAUGGUGAACUCAUCUACAACACCACAGAUGGAACUGGAUGGUGCUUCAGUGCAACAUGUGAUGUCAAUGGAACAAUAAGCAGAAACAUCUUUAAAUGUGGCAUUUUUACAACAACCCCAUUUACAUUUUCCACAAGUCAGCCCACAACUACUGCUUCAGAAAUGACAAUUGCAACACCAGUGACAACUGUAUGUGUGAAAAAUGUCUGUGUGUGGUCAGAAUGGUAUGAUUCCACUCAGCCUGAAAACAAAGAGGACAGUGGAGAUUAUGAAACAUAUCAAAAUCUCAAGGAUAAAGGAUAUAGUGUGUGUACAAACCCAAGCAAUGUUCAAUGCAGAGCCAAAGAAUACCCAGAUAGUGAAAUUACCAACCUUAACCAAACAAUAGAGUGUAGUCAAAGCAGAGGAUUAAUAUGCAAUAACCAGGACCAAGAAUUUAAGCAGUGCUAUAAUUAUGAAAUCAGAAUAUCAUGCUGCAGAUACAUACCAUGUUCAGAAACACAAACUACAACACCAACAACCACAAGAGAAUUCACAACCAUUGCUGUAGAAUCAACACCAUUUAUAGUACAGACAACAAUAAUACCAACAACACAAAACCAAGAAAGUGAAGUAACUACAACACCACUGAGAGACCAAGAAAGAACAACAACUCUGACUGAAACACCAGUAACAGCAACAACAUCACAAGUCUCAACAAAAGGUUACCAAAUCACAACAAGUAUAGCAGAAACCUCCACUGCAGUAACCCAAGCUCCAUCAUCACCCAAUACCAUCUCCACUCUCCCAGAAUCAACACUAGGAACAACACUGGGCACAACGAUAAUCUCCAGUACUACUGCCCUGCCAACGCAAGGCAUGACUGUCACUACACCGAGACCAAGAGUGCCUACCCAAGCUACCACCAGUGCCAGCACCUCCACAACCACCAGGGAAAGCACCAUUACAUCUACAGAAGAAACUCUUCCAACUGUAUUAUCAACUGUUGCUAUUCAAACAACAUCAACUAUUACAGCCCCCACCCUGGAAGUAAAAUUAAGAACCACCGCAGGCACCACAGCUGCCCCCAGCACCACAGCCUCAGCCAGAGAGGGCACAACCCCCAACGCUACCACCAUCAGCACCUCUUCCCCUCAGACUGAAGGCACUACCACCAUCACCCCACCCAUAACAACAGUGCCCACUCCUGCCACCAGCACUGCCAACACCUCCAGGACAACUGAAGGAAGUACCACAAGAGAUUCAGCCACCAUUGCUCCAAGAGAAAAAUCCACAGUGGCAACCCAGGCUUCAACAUCUCCCACAGCUCCCUCUGAAGUUAAAAUAAGAACCACCACAGGCACCACGGCCAGCCCCAGUACCACGGCCUCAGCCAGAGAGCGCACAACCAUCAUCACUACCACCACCAGCACCUCUCCCUCUCAGACUGAAGGCACUACCACCAUCACCCCACCCACAAGAACAGCGUCCAGCCAAGCCAUCAGUACCGCAAGCACCUACACAACCACCAGUGAAAGCAGCAAAAUAUCUACAGAAAAAACUCUCCCAACUGCAUUAUCCACUGUUGCUAUUCAGACAACUUCAACUAUUACUGCAUCUUCCCCUGAAGUAAAAUUAAGAACCACCGCAGGCAUCACGGCCAGCCCCAGUACCACCAUCUCAGCCAGAGUGCACACAACCCCCAACGCUACCACCACCAGCACCUCUCCUCCUCAGACUGAAGGCACUACCACCAUCACCCCACCCACAUCAACAGUGCCCACGCCAGCCACCACCACUAUACGCAUCUUCAAUACCACAGACAACUGUGUGGUGGAGCACUGUGCCUGGACACAGUGGUUUAAUGUGGACUCCCCUACUCCAGGCAGCGAAAAUGGAGAUUUAGAGACAUUUGAAAACAUCCGAGCUGCUGGGCAUGAGUUGUGUGACAAGCCACAAGACAUCAAGUGCCGAGCUAAAGACUACCCUGACCGAAUUGUGAAAAUAAUGGGACAGAUAUUUGACUGUAGUCUUGACAGGGGGCUUGUGUGCCGAAAUAAGGAUCAGACUCUCAAGUACCCCACAUGCUUUGACUAUGAGGUCUCAGUGCUGUGCUGUGCCCAAAAACACUGCCAGACAACAGUACCACUACCAGGAACCACUGUAAGAACCUCCACAACAUACUUCCCAGCAGAAACAACCACAACAGCAACACAACCUGCAGCAACACCUGCUGUCCCCACACUUCCACAGCAAGAAAUAACAACCACCGUAGGAACAACAAGUACCCUCUCAACACAAGGAACGACCAUUGUCACCCCAGGAUACACAGAGACUAUAAAAAUAAAAACCACCAUUGACACUACAGCUGUCCCCAGUACCACGGCCUCAGCCAGAGAGGGCACAACCCCCAUCACUACCACCAUCACCACCUCUCCUCCUCAGACUGAAGGCACUACCACCAUCACCCCACCCACAACAACAGUGCCCACUCCUGCCACCAGCACCGCCAGCACCUCCAGGACAACUGCAGGAGGCACCACAAGAACUUCAGCCACCUCAGCUCCAGGAGAAACAUCCAUGGUGGCAACCCAGGCUUCAACAUCUCCCACAGCUCCCUCUGAAGUUAAAAUAAGAACCACCACAGCCGGCCCCAGUACCACGGCCUCAGCCAGAGAGGGCACAACCCCCAACGCUACCACCAUCAGCACUUCUCCACCUCAGACUGAAAGCACAACCAUCAUCAUCCCAAAAACAGGAGUGCCCACGACAGCCACAAGCACUGCAAGCACCUCCACAACCAUCAGCGAACGCGCCACAAUAUCUACAGAAAAAACUCUCCAAACUGUAUUAUCCACUGUGGCUAUUCAGACAACUUCAACUAUUACAGCCCCCACCCUGGAAGUAAAAUUAAGAACCACCGCAGGCACCACAGCUGCCCCCAGCACCACAGCCUCAGCCAGAGAGGGCACAACCCCCAACGCUACCACCAUCAGCACCUCUUCCCCUCAGACUGAAGGCACUACCACCAUCACCCCACCCAUAACAACAGUGCCCACUCCUGCCACCAACACUGCCAACACCUCCAGGACAACUGAAGGAAGUACCACAAGAGAUUCAGCCACCAUUGCUCCAGGAGAAAAAUCCACAGUGGCAACCCAGGCUUCAACAUCUCCCACAGCUCCCUCUGAAGUUAAAAUAAGAACCACCACAGGCACCACGGCCAGCCCCAGUACCACGGCCUCAGCCAGAGAGCGCACAACCAUCAUCACUACCACCACCAGCACCUCUCCCUCUCAGACUGAAGGCACUACCACCAUCACCCCACCCACAAGAACAGCGUCCAGCCAAGCCAUCAGUACCGCAAGCACCUACACAACCACCAGUGAAAGCAGCAAAAUAUCUACAGAAAAAACUCUCCCAACUGCAUUAUCCACUGUUGCUAUUCAGACAACUUCAACUAUUACUGCAUCUUCCCCUGAAGUAAAAUUAAGAACCACCGCAGGCAUCACGGCCAGCCCCAGUACCACCAUCUCAGCCAGAGUGCACACAACCCCCAACGCUACCACCACCAGCACCUCUCCUCCUCAGACUGAAGGCACUACCACCAUCACCCCACCCACAUCAACAGUGCCCACGCCAGCCACCACCACUAUACGCAUCUUCAAUACCACAGACAACUGUGUGGUGGAGCACUGUGCCUGGACACAGUGGUUUAAUGUGGACUCCCCUACUCCAGGCAGCGAAAAUGGAGAUUUAGAGACAUUUGAAAACAUCCGAGCUGCUGGGCAUGAGUUGUGUGACAAGCCACAAGACAUCAAGUGCCGAGCUAAAGACUACCCUGACCGAAUUGUGAAAAUAAUGGGACAGAUAUUUGACUGUAGUCUUGACAGGGGGCUUGUGUGCCGAAAUAAGGAUCAGACUCUCAAGUACCCCACAUGCUUUGACUAUGAGGUCUCAGUGCUGUGCUGUGCCCAAAAACACUGCCAGACAACAGUACCACUACCAGGAACCACUGUAAGAACCUCCACAACAUACUUCCCAGCAGAAACAACCACAACAGCAACACAACCUGCAGCAACACCUGCUGUCCCCACACUUCCACAGCAAGAAAUAACAACCACCGUAGGAACAACAAGUACCCUCUCAACACAAGGAACGACCAUUGUCACCCCAGGAUACACAGAGACUAUAAAAAUAAAAACCACCAUUGACACUACAGCUGUCCCCAGUACCACGGCCUCAGCCAGAGAGGGCACAACCCCCAUCACUACCACCAUCACCACCUCUCCUCCUCAGACUGAAGGCACUACCACCAUCACCCCACCCACAACAACAGUGCCCACUCCUGCCACCAGCAUUGCCAGCACCUCCAGGACAACUGCAGGAGGCACCACAAGAACCUCUGCCUCCUCUGCUCCAGGAGAAAUCUCCACUGUGGCAACCAAGGCUCCAACAUCUCCCACAGCUCCCUCUGAAGUUAAAAUAAGAACCACCAUAGGCACCACGGCCAGUCCCAGCACCACAGCCUCAACCAGAGAGGGUACAACUCCCAUUGCUACCACCACUAGCACUUCCUCCACUUCACCUGAAAUAAGAUUAAUAACCACUUCUGGCCCCUCAGCUGUGCUCACUACCACUCUUCCUCAGUCUGGAAGUACCACAGUAGCUUCAGCUGGUACAUCGCAAUCAAAUCAUGUUAUAACAAGCACUCCUGCAACCUUCAGUUCUUCCACCAGCACAUCCGUUACAUCCAGCAAAAUACCUCCAUGCUUUUGUCAUGUGUUUGAAACUUUAUUUUCUCCUGGGGAAGUGGUAUACAACAGAACAGAUAGAGCUGGCUGUAAUUUUUAUGCACUUUGCAGUAAGGAAUGUGAGAUUGAGCCCUUCUACGGGCCAUGUCCUCUGACAACUCCUGUUCCUUCAGUUGCCUCCUCAAGUACAUCACAAGCUGCCUCACCAACCACAGCAACAACCACCGCAACUUCAGUAGAAAGAAACUGCACUGAUGUAAUUCCUGCACGAAAGCCUGGAGAGGAGUGGAUAAAUGAAUGCCAGAAGUGUGUCUGUGACUUCCUCACUGCUACUGUGCAAUGCCAGCCGCUCCCAUGCCAAACAGCUCAGCAAACAAUUUGUGACCUAGGAUUUGUUUCCAUGGCUGUACUACCACAAAAAGACCCAUGUUGUCCUGAAUUUGAAUGCCAACCAAUACCUGAUGUCUGUGUGAUUAAUGGAACAUUGUACACGGUUGGAAAGUCAGUAGUAAUCAAUUCAUGUAAGAAGUGUACCUGCAGUUCUGAGAAGGAUCCAGAGACUAAUGCAAACAUCAUGCAUUGUGAAACAGUUCAGUGUGAGACGUCUUGUCCACUGGGUUACCAAUACAUGACUGAGGAAGGAGAGUGCUGCGGGAAGUGUAUUGAAGUAGCUUGCAAAGUCAAACUCCGUAACAGCACUGUUCAUGUGCUCAAUGUUAAUGAGAUCCUGCCACUCGAUCAGUGCAGUCACUACAAAUGUGAAAAAAUUGAAGAUCAGUUUGUUGCAGUCCAAACUAAAAAAGUAUGCCCUGACUAUGACCCCGAAGAGUGCGAUCCUGACGAAGCAGAGAUUACAUCUGAUGGCUGCUGCAAAAUAUGUAAACCUAAAAACUGCAAGCCUUACACCAAGGAAACUGUGAUCCGCCAUGCGGACUGUGAGUCUUCUGAACCUGUUGAGCUGUCAUAUUGUGAAGGAACUUGUCCUGGCUCCUCAAUGUACUCUCUUGAAGCAAACCAGAUGGAACACGAAUGUGGUUGCUGCCAGGAACUCAGGACCCAAACAAGAGAGAUGACCCUGACUUGCCAAAAUGGAACCAGCAUAAAUUAUACCUAUGUCUACGUGGAAAAUUGUCAGUGUGUGAAUGCUUGCUCUUCAGAAACCACUGCAGCACCUGACUCCCAAUUCCAACAAUCUAGAAAAUAUGGCUCCCAAUUGCAACAGGCUGUAUCACUUGGUUCCCAAUGGCAACUCAGCUGAGGAUAUGAUCACAGGAAGAAGAAAGUGGAGACCCUAGGGAAGCUGGAAUUGUGUCUUCCCCAUAUAACUCCCUCAAUAACUUGUGCUCCUUCUUUAACAUUCUUUUUUCAUGUCUUACUUGUAAAAAUAAUUUAAAAAAAAGGUCGAUUAAAUUGCAGUG